Messenger RNA from Nelumbo nucifera (sacred lotus), 4079 nucleotides. It is a transcript of the gene OVA2, whose product is annotated as tRNA synthetase class I (I, L, M and V) family protein. The record is from RefSeq and is a predicted model, not a curated record. Gene Ontology annotation, molecular function: isoleucine-tRNA ligase activity; ATP binding; tRNA binding. Lineage: Eukaryota; Viridiplantae; Streptophyta; Magnoliopsida; Proteales; Nelumbonaceae. Gene Ontology annotation, cellular component: mitochondrion. Gene Ontology annotation, biological process: isoleucyl-tRNA aminoacylation; mitochondrial translation.
CACGGUCCAUCUCUCAGUCUCUCACUUCAUCCUUCUCACUUCUCAGUCUCUUCCGUCAAAUCCCAACCUCUCCGGUUCAAUCUCAUGCUAAAGACUAUGAUUGUCUCUCGUUGCUUGACGACACUCAAGCUCACUGGCACAUCGUAAGUCCGUAACACAGUCACUAGACUCGCAACUCCUUAAACACAUACCACCGGCGUCGAUUGGAGCUAGCAGCGGCAAGCGGCAUCCGGCUGUUGGGUGUUGCAGCAGCAUCAUGUACGCCGUAAACUGGAUGACACCACCGCAAGCAAUGGUUUUUUCCCAGAGAGCUUGCUUCUCUAGAAGCAGAAGUACUGCUCUUAGUAUUUUUUGUUUUAGGAGCUCAUUGGAUAAAGUCUCCCAGCUAAAUGUCAAAUGCUAUUCUACUUCUUCUUAUGGAGAAUUUGAUUCUGUUUCAAGGAGAAGAUCUCGUGGACCUGUUAUGGCUGCCAAAAAAGCAUCAGAAGGCACAAAACAAGAAGAUGGAAGGUAUAAGCACACGAUUGAUCUACCCAAGACAAAUUUCAGCAUGAGAGCAAAUGCUAGAGUAAGAGAGCCAGAAAUUCAGAAAUUAUGGGAUGACAGUCAGGUUUUCAAGAGAAUUGUUGACAGGAAUAAUGGGGAGAGCUUCAUUCUUCAUGAUGGUCCACCCUAUGCCAAUGGGGAUCUCCAUAUAGGCCAUGCUUUAAAUAAGAUUCUGAAGGAUAUUAUUAACCGUUACAAGCUUCUUCAAAAUUAUAAAGUCCAUUAUGUGCCUGGAUGGGAUUGUCAUGGUUUACCAAUUGAGUUAAAAGUUCUGCAGUCAAUGGAUCAAGAUACCAGGAAGGAGCUCACACCAUUAAAAUUGAGAACAAAAGCAGCUAAAUUUGCCAAAGACACUGUUAAGUCUCAGAUGAAAUCAUUUAAGCGCUAUGGUGUGUGGGGAGAAUGGAAUAAUCCUUAUUUAACUCUCAAUCCAGAAUAUGAAGCUGCUCAGAUUGAAGUGUUUGGUCAAAUGGCCAUUCAAGGGUAUAUAUAUAGAGGCCGAAAGCCUGUCCACUGGAGUCCAUCUUCACGUACUGCUCUUGCAGAGGCUGAGUUGGAGUAUCCGGAAGGUCACGUUUCAAAGAGCAUAUAUGCCAUCUUCAAAUUAGUUAGUGCUCCUCCAAGUGCAUAUGGCUUGUUAGAGGAGUUUUUUCCACAUUUAUGCUUGGCUGUAUGGACUACUACUCCUUGGACUAUCCCAGCAAAUGCUGCUGUUGCAGUAAAUUCUAAACUUCAAUAUGCUGUGGUUGAAAUGUGCUCAUCCAACAAAGAUCCUUCAACUUCAGAGGGGAGUGGAAGACAAAAGCUUGGUAACGUUCUGAAUGGGCAAGAUAAGCCUUUCCUUAUCGUGGCAGCAGAUUUAGUGCCAACACUGGAAUCAAAAUGGGGAAUGAAGCUUGCAGUCAAGACAACAUUACUGGGUUCAGAUCUUGAAAAUUGCAGGUAUGUUCAUCCAAUAGAUAACAGGGAAUGCCCAGUUGUUAUUGGAGGAGACUACAUUACGACUGAGUCAGGAACUGGACUAGUCCACACAGCCCCUGGUCAUGGUCAGGAGGACUAUGCAACUGGCCUAAAAUAUGGAUUGCCCAUAUUUUCUCCUGUAGAUGAUGAUGGAAGGUUUACUGAAGAAGCUGGGCAAUUUUGUGGGUUAGAUGUCCUAGGUGAUGGUAAUGAUGCUAUUGUGAAGUACUUGGAUGAACAUAUGUCGAUUAUUAUGGAAGAACCAUACAAACACAAGUAUCCAUAUGAUUGGAGGUCAAAAAAGCCUACAAUAUUUAGAGCAACCGAGCAAUGGUUUGCUUCAGUUGAGGGGUUUCGGCAGGCUGCUUUUGAUGCAAUUGAUCAAGUGGCAUGGAUUCCCGAGCAGGCUGAGAACAGAAUUUCUGCAAUGAUUUCUACGCGCUCUGAUUGGUGUAUUUCACGGCAAAGGAUUUGGGGAGUCCCAAUUCCUGUUUUUUAUAAUGUGCACUCAAAGGAACCUCUAAUGGAUGAAGAAACUAUUGAUCAUAUCAAGAAUUUAAUAGCCAAAAAGGGGAGUGAUGUGUGGUGGUACAUGACAGUGGAAGAGCUACUUCCAGAUAAAUAUCGCAGUAUGGCAUCGGAAUAUCAAAAGGGAACUGAUACGAUGGAUGUGUGGUUUGACUCAGGCUCUUCUUGGGCUGCUGUACUGGCAAAAAGAGACGGGCUUAGCUGCCCUGCAGAUUUAUAUCUUGAAGGUACAGAUCAGCAUCGUGGAUGGUUUCAAAGUUCUUUGUUAACAAGUAUUGCAACAAGAGGAAAGGCUCCAUAUUCAUGUGUUAUAACACAUGGAUUUGUACUUGAUGAGAAAGGUUUAAAGAUGAGCAAAUCUUUGGGUAAUGUUGUAGAUCCUAAUAUUGUGAUUGAAGGAGGGAAAAACUCCAAGGAAGCAACUGGUUAUGGAGCAGAUGUCCUACGACUUUGGGUAUCAAGUGUAGAUUAUACUGGUGAUGUAAUGAUUGGGCCUCAAAUCCUACGGCAAAUGUCUGACAUAUAUAGGAAACUUCGAGGGACAUUGCGAUAUCUCUUGUCAAAUCUGCAUGACUGGGAUCCGGAGAAUGCAGUUUCAUAUAGCAAUCUUCCAAUGAUUGACCAGCAUGCACUGUUCCAGCUUGGAAAUGUUGUAAAAAGUAUCAAAGAUAGUUAUGAAAAUUAUCAGUUUUACAAGAUAUUUCAGAUCCUACAGCGUUUUGCUAUUGUAGACCUGUCAAAUUUCUAUUUUGAUGUUGCUAAAGAUCGACUUUACGUUGGGGGCACUGCGAGCUUUACAAGGAGAAGUUGUCAAACAGUUCUUGCAGCACAUCUUCUCUCUAUUGUGAGGGUAAUUGCUCCAAUAUUGCCACAUUUGGCUGAGGAUGUAUGGCAGAGCCUUCCUUUUGAGCACACUACAGAAGAUGGCUUUGUUGCCAAAUUUGUUUUCGAGUCAAGAUGGCCAGAAUUGGAUGAGAGAUGGUUCUCCAUGGCUACAGAAGAUGUGGACUUUUGGGCAAAAAUUUUGGAGCUGAGAACUGAGGUGAAUAAAGUUCUAGAAAUUGCUCGUAGUGGGAAGUUAAUAGGUUCGAGCUUAGAUGCAAAAAUAUAUCUGCAUUCUGCCGAUGCUGACAUGGCAUCAAGAUUACAUGGAAUGUGUAUUGCCAGAAAUGACGCAGACAUGUUGCAUCGUAUAUUUAUAACAUCACAGGUUGAGAUUCUUUCUUCAUUGGAGAGUGAAUUGAUGGAAAAUAUUCCAUACAAAGGAGAUUAUCUUAUUGGAGGGAAGAGCAGAAUUUGGAUUGGUGUUUCACGUGCUGAGGGUUCAAAAUGUGAAAGAUGCUGGAAUUACUCACCCCAAGUUGGUUCCUUUUCUGAGCAUCCAACCCUCUGUAGUAGAUGUUAUAAUGUUAUUGGUGCUCAACUACUUCCUGCUGUGGCAGCAGUUAGCUGAAGAUAAGCCUGUAGAAAACUUAAAGAAGCUUAAAUCAGUUAUAACUCAGCCAGCUGUUGUCUGCUACCAAGGCCAGGAUGUUCCUUAAAGCUGUCCCGCCCAGAUUAUCUUUAUGGUUCUCUUCAUAAUUGGACAACUCCAAAAUCAUGUUUUCAAUUCCUUAAAUAAAGGCAUCAAGCUCAAACACGUUUCAAGUCAUGGAGAUGCUGAAUUCGGCAUAAGCAAAUAAUGUAUUUGUGUAAAUUAUCACGAGAAAGCUUGGAAUCACUAAUAGGGCACUAAUAUUUGUCAUUUUUUUAUAACUAGCAGUUGUGUAUUAUAUAUUAUCUCAGAUUAUCCAAAUCCAGUGGUAUUUAUAUUGCGCUGUUCAGUACAGAAGAAUCAAAAUGCUGUCCAAUGAUAUUUGUUGUCAGUGUUUAAAAGACAGUUUUAGUAAUAGUGCCUAGGCUCACUGACAGUGCUCAUUUUUAUGGGUGCACCUAAUCUAAAUGCAGGUUUACCCUUAUCUGCCUUUCCUCCCGGUUGGUCACCUUUCUUAUUGUCAUGUUUCGAUGAGACGUUGUAUUUAAUUUUGAAUACUUGAUUUACUUUA